This is a messenger RNA of Geodia barretti, 240 nucleotides long. The record is from the annotation of a GenBank genome assembly. NCBI's taxonomy places the organism in Eukaryota, Metazoa, Porifera, Demospongiae, Tetractinellida, Geodiidae.
AUGCACACCAACUUCUACGAGCAUCAGCUUCAUCCGGGUGAUGUUCGCCCAUUUCUGGACAUCGUAAGGGGCUUCUGUCAGGAGAUUCUUGAAACCGCCCGGCUGGCGACGCCACAGAUACCGGAACUGACCACUGAACAGCAGUCCGAUCAAGACCGCCGCCUGCGCACCCUUACCCGCCCAUUGAGCGAACAGGCCGCCUUUGGCGAAGAACUUUCCCCGGAGGAACUGGAAGAUUAG